Messenger RNA from Trametes versicolor FP-101664 SS1, 967 nucleotides. RefSeq lists its product as uncharacterized. The coding region runs from base 64 to 645 and encodes 193 amino acids. The record is from RefSeq and is a predicted model, not a curated record. NCBI's taxonomy places the organism in Eukaryota, Fungi, Basidiomycota, Agaricomycetes, Polyporales, Polyporaceae. The transcript has 5 exons.
GGCUGCGAACACCGACGACGACCACAUCACCCUUCGCCCCCAUCUCUACGACCUCUGAUCACCAUGCACGCUCUGUCAUACAUACCCACCGGGCUUCUCAGCCUCUUCUUCGCGUGGUAUCUCCUCCCAUUAGCUCACGCCAGCUCCUACUUCGUGAUCAACCAACCUGCGAAGGGCGCAACGUGGGUCAACAACGCCGUCAACCCUAUCUCGUGGACGAAGGGUCUUCUCGACGGUGUCACCGCUGUCGACAUUGAACUUGCCCGCCUCAGCGAGGACGGGCUGAUCUUCGUCGCGCGCGACGUCCCCGCGGCGGUCUCGACGGGCGGCGUGAACAUCCUCAUCCAAGACAUCCCGACCGCAGACGACUACUUCCUCCUCUUCGUCAACUCCACGAACGGCAUCAUGUACGCGUCCUCGCCCCAGUUCACCAUCUCCGACACCGCGAACGGCACCUCCACGCCUGUCUCCGGCUCCGCCACCGUCACGGUCUCCGGCGGGCCGAACCCCACCGCCGUGUUCGCGACGACGUUCCCCCCGUCGGCGAACGGCGCCGUGUCCGUGGAGGGCGCCGGCCGCCAGCUCGCUGCCGUCGGCAGCGUCAUGGCGCUGUCCGUGCUCGGCGGCGUCUGGGCGGUGCUAUAACCGCUGGAUGCGGAUGCGGUCGCGCCACGCCGCGCGGGUGGAUAUCGGACGAGGGCGCGGGUGGGCGAGUAGAUCUAUUUUAUCUGCCUGGGGACACGGACCAUCCUAGUGAGUUCCCGAUUCCGUUGGCGUUCAUAUAGGGUCUUCAGCAACUGCUCGCGAACGCAGUAUGCCACCUGGAGUCGCCAGCCUUCUUCUGGGUGGUAGUACUUCUUCAUUAGAGCACACCAACCGAACUAUCAACGCGCAAACCUUAACUCUAUGGACUGGGCAGAAUUGCCGAUCAAAAUUUGCGAGCGAAUCAUCGACUCCUGCAGCACCU